This is a messenger RNA of Drosophila innubila, 2342 nucleotides long. Its product is annotated as E3 ubiquitin-protein ligase RNF25. Gene Ontology annotation, biological process: protein ubiquitination. Gene Ontology annotation, molecular function: ubiquitin protein ligase activity; protein binding. The record is from RefSeq and is a predicted model, not a curated record. The transcript has 3 exons. NCBI's taxonomy places the organism in Eukaryota, Metazoa, Arthropoda, Insecta, Diptera, Drosophilidae. Gene Ontology annotation, cellular component: nucleus. Bases 120 to 1316 code for a protein of 398 amino acids.
AGUCGCAAAAUUUUUGUCUCAAUCGAUUUUUUUAUUGUAUUUAAAAAUUAGCAUUUAGCAAGCCUACUUUAAAAAAAAACUAGUAAGAAGACAAAACGAAUAGCAAAAGUGCAACGAAAAUGGAUGCUUUGUUAGACGAGGAGUUGGAAUCGUUGGAGGCGAUUCUCAUGGACGAUGUGCGCAUUGUGCGAAGUGCCAGUGGCACUGUGGAGAUCAUCGAGACGACAGUUCUGCCGCUGACCGGCGAGGAGGAUGAGCAGCAAUAUGUGUGUGUGACGCUGCAGGUGCUCCCUCCGCCUGGCUAUCCGGAUGUGAGUCCGACGUUCAAGCUGCUGCGUCCGCGUGGACUCGAUGAUGCCCGCCUGGAGGCCAUCAGAAGCGCCUGCAAUGCCAAGAUCAAGGAAUCACUGGGAUUCCCCGUUGUCUUCGAUCUCAUCGAGGUGGUGAGGGAGCAUUUGACGGGCAGCAAUCUGCCCAGUGGCCAGUGUGUGAUCUGUCUGUAUGGAUUCAGCGAAGGUGACGAGUUCACGCGCACUGAGUGCUUCCACUAUCUGCACAGCUUCUGCUUGGCGCGUCACCUGAACGCACUGCGUCGCAACUACCAGGAGGAGUUCGAGAAGCUGCCCGCCUGGCUGCAAAAGACCGCCGAUGGCUUCCAGGCCCUCUGUCCCGUGUGUCGGGAGCACAUAGACGAUGAGUCCGAUAGUCUCAAGUGCGCCAUGCCGCCCUCGGAGCUGGAGAAUGCGCCCGACUUUAAGGUAACACAGGAGCUGCGUCAGAUGCAGCAUCGCAUGUCGCAGCUGUAUCUGCAGCAGAAGAGUCGCGGCGCCAUCAUCGAUGUGGAGGCCGAGGGCAGCGCAGUCAUUGCCAUUGAGACCGAGGAGGAUGUGCGGCGUCGGCGGCGUCGAGAGGAAGCCGAGGCGGCCAAGAAGCUGGCUGGAGCACAGGAGGCAACGAGCAGCACGGCCAUCCAAGCCAGCCAAGCCAAAGCGGCUGCCAGCAGCUUUGCUCCCGUUGUGCAGGAGACACAGCGCAUUAUGCCGGAGCCAACCAACAAUAACUAUCAGCAUCAUAAUCGUCGGCAUUAUCGUGGCGGACGACGUCAUCAUCAUCACCAUCAUCAUCAGCAUCGCAGCGAGCGUGCGGAGAUUGCACACAACUCUGGCGGAGCAGCUGGCGGUGCAGGAGCAGGUGGAGGUGGCGGUGCAGGAGGAGGAGGUGGAGGUGGAACUGGGUCUGCCGCUGGCAGUACAUCAAAUGCUGGCGCUGGCAAGCAACCAAAGGCGCAGACUGCCGCUGCCGGACAUGCCAGGUGACAAUGGCGCAGCACCAGGCUGCUGCGGCUAACGAUUCCACUACCAAGAGACGCAGCCCUGACGCUAGACAUGACAAUGCCACUGACAAGGUCAACGCUCCAUUCAAAGUUGCCAUUGAUCUGCUGCUAAUAUACAACAACAACAACAAUAACUAGAACUCAUCCAUAGUCCUUAACCCGUUGCCGCGUUUGAGCAUCGUCUUACAUUAAUUUUAAGUUGAUUAUUUUUUUUUUUUGGUUUGUUCUCAAUUUAAAGAAAAACUCGAUUUCUGUGAAUUUGAGUUAAACGCUCGACCGGAUCCAGGUGUACUCGUAUAUUGAAUUAAUGUUUAGUUAGCUUUAGCGAGCCGGGUUAGCUAAUUUCAAUUGAUAUACUCAUGUAUAUCAUCGAUAUAUCUAUAUGUAUUUAGUUUAUUAUUAUAAUGAUAUUUGUAGCUGCUUACAAAAGACUUGCGGCAAUAUGCCGGGAUGAUAUAAUAUUAUAGAAGUAGGACUACGACUACGAUAUAGGGCAUUGAUACUAACUAGAAGUAUUUAGCAGCACCAACUGGCAGCGCUGGCGUUGACGAUAAUACAUAAACACACACUACAAUAUAUAUAUGACUAAAAUGAUAUUUACUAUACGCAUAAUUCUGCAAUUGCACUUGAAGUUUAGCUAUAUCUCGAUCCUCUCUCCCCCCCUCUGUGACUGCAAAACAAAGAGUAGCACAAAAGAAUGGCUUUCCUUUUAGGCACAAAUAAGUAGUUUGGAUGAAUGCAAUUGGUUGGCAAGUGACAAUUGCAGCGCCAAUCUAGUCAGUUACAUAAAUGAAGGACAAAACCGAUAUUACAAAUACAUAAUACACAUACAUUUACAUACAUAAUAUAUAUGUCGCAUUCACGUAUUUAAAUGUCUAAACUAAUUGAAUGUUUGUGCAGCAUCCAUUUGGAUAAGCUAAAAGAUACAUAGAUGUAUUAUCAAAACCAAAUUUCAAUGUGUCAAAACAACUCGAAAAACUCAAAUGAAUAAAUCGAAUUACAAAUAGAA